CGCAGGAGGAGGCGCGCGGCCGCCGGCGGACUCGGGCGGUCGGAGCGGGGCGGCCCGGGUCUCUCCUCUGCUCCCGGCCGAUCGGCGGCCUCGGGCCCCCCCGGCAGGGGUGGUGGAUGGCGGCCGGCGUCUGCAGCCCCGGGCCCGGCUCCGGCCUGUGGUAUCACCGGGACCUGAGCCGAGCGGCGGCCGAGGAGCUGCUGGCUCGGGCGGGCAGGGACGGCAGCUUCUUGGUGCGGGACAGCGAGAGUGUGAACGGGGCCUACGCGCUGUGUGUGCUGUAUCAGAAGCACGUGCAUACUUACAGGAUCUUGCCCGACGAAGAUGAUUUUCUGGCAGUACAGACUUCUCAAGGUGUGCAGGUGAGACGAUUCAAAACACUGAAUGAGCUCAUCGCGUCAUACCUGCAGCCAAACCAAGGCCUGGUCAGCACCCUGCUCUACCCUGUAGAGAGGGAAGACAAGAAGGAGACAGCCGAGGACAAGGACUACUCAGAUGGUGAAGAUGACAAGCCACCAUUGCCGCCUCGCUCUGCCUCCACCAGCUUCACAGGCAGUGCUGGCACCUGCCUCUCCCCUGUGCCUCAAGAUGGAACAGCAGAGAGUGCGGCCAAUGGGAUGACCACCAUGUCCCACGAGUACUUGAAGGCGAGCUACGUGUUGGAUCUGGAGGCGGUAAAGGCAGGUGCUACCACCCUCCCGCACCUCAAUAAAGCCUUAGUGACAUCCUGCAAGAGGCUGAACAGUGAAGUUGAUAAAGUCCUGGCUGGCUUGGAAAUACUAUCGAAGAUAUUUGACCAGCAGAGCUCACCACUGCUAACACGAUUGAUACAGCAGGCCAGUAGUCAGGGUGGAGAUCAGGAACUGGAAAACCUGGUUAUGAAGCUCUCAGUCCUGAAGGACCUCCUGUCUUCCAUGGAGAGGAAGGCUUUGAAAGCACUGCAGGAAAUGAGUUCCUGUCCCAGCUUCACCUCGCAGUCUUCCAUGUUCUCUCACGCAAUACCUCGCAAGGCAAAGAGUAUUCCAGUGCAGGCCUUUGAGGUGAAACUGGAUGUAAACCUGACUGACUUAACAAAGAUUGGUAAAUCACAGAAACAUUCGCUCAGUGUGGAUGUGGAUGGGGAUAAACUGGUGGUUAUGAAGAAAUCCAAGGACGCUCAGGAGGACUGGAACACAUUUACACAUGACAAAAUUCGGCAGCUGAUAAAGUCACAGCGUGUCCACAACAAGCUGGGAAUUUUGUUUGAAAAGGAAAAGGAUAAAACACAGAGGAAAGACUUCAUCUUUGAAACCACGAGGAAGCGAGAGGCAUUUUGCCAACUCCUGCAGCUAAUGAAGAACAAGCAUUCGAAGCAGGACGAACCAGACAUGAUUUCCAUCUUCAUCGGCACCUGGAACAUGGGAAGUGCCCCCCCUCCAAAAAUUAUGGCGUCUUGGCUCGUAUCCAAAGGCCUUGGAAAAACCCUGGAUGAGAUGACGGUCACUAUUCCACAUGACAUCUACGUCAUUGGGACCCAGGAGAACUCUGUGGCAGACAAGGAGUGGGUCGACUUUGUCCGAGGCAAUUUGAAGGAGUGCACUGACCUGGACUUCAAACCAAUUGCAAUGCAGACACUCUGGAACAUUAAAAUCGCAGUCCUGGUGAAGCCGGAGCACGAGAACAGGAUCAGCCACGUCAGUACGUCGAGCGUGAAGACUGGAAUAGCCAAUACCCUGGGUAACAAAGGUGCAGUUGGCGUUUCCUUCAUGUUCAAUGGCACGUCAUUUGGAUUUGUUAACUGCCAUUUAACGUCUGGUAAUGAGAAGACUGCAAGGCGAAACCAGAACUACCUGGACAUCCUGAGGUUACUUUCUCUGGGGGAUAAGCAGCUGAGCUCCUUUGACAUCUCCUUACGGUUCACACAUCUCUUCUGGUUUGGGGACCUCAAUUAUCGGUUGGACAUGGAGCUGCAGGACAUUCUGAAUUACAUCAAUAGGAAGGAGUUGGAGCCUCUGCAGAAAGUUGACCAGCUCAACCUGGAGAGAGAGAAAAAUAAAAUAUUCCUUCGAUUUUUGGAAGAGGAGAUCACCUUCCCUCCAACGUAUCGAUACGAGAGAGGUUCCCGGGAUGUCUAUGUCUGCCACAAGCAGAAACCAACUGGGGUGCGCACAAAUGUCCCAUCGUGGUGUGACAGAAUCUUGUGGAAGUCGUACCCUGAGACUCAUAUCAUUUGUAAUUCCUACGGGUGCACGGAUGAUAUUGUGACGAGUGACCACUCACCGGUCUUCGGUACCUUCGAAGUUGGUGUGACAUCUCAGUUUGUAUCUAAAAAAGGACUGUCCAAGUCAUCUGACCAAGCCUACAUCGACUUUGAGAAUAUUGAAGCCAUUGUUAAAACCGCCAGCAGGACCAAGUUCUUCAUCGAGUUCUAUUCAACGUGCCUGGAAGAAUUCAAGAAAAGUUCUGAAAACGACACGCAAAGCAGUGACAAUGUGAACUUCCUGAAGGUCGGCUGGUCAUCGAGGCAGCUUCCAACGCUGAAGCCAAUUCUGUCAGAUAUCGAAUAUCUCCAGGAUCAGCACCUCCUCCUCACAGUCAAAUCGGUGGACGGUUAUGAAUCCUACGGCGAGUGCUGCAUCGCACUGAAGUCGAUGAUCGGCAGCACCGCUCAGGUGUUCCUCACCUCCCUGUCACACCGGGGGGAAGAAACUGGCAACAUCCGAGGCUCCAUGAAGGUCCGUGUGCCAGCGGAGAGAGCCGGCACCCGGGAGAGGCUUUAUGAAUGGAUUCGAGUCGACAAGGAUGAGACAGGAGCUACCAAGGGGAAGCCAGGGAGCCGAAUGAACGCGGACCUGAAAGGGAAUUCCAAGAAGCCGGUGCCUGUGGAGACCUCCGGGUCGCAGCUGGGGAAACACUGCGAGGAGCUGGAGAAGACUGCCUCGGGCCCCGCCGGGCGUACACCAGCACUGCACCCUGCGUCAGCUGCAGAUGACAGGACCAAGCAGCAGGAGCUGCACUCGGAUGCGGACGUGCUGUGUUCCAAGAACAGCUUCAACAACCCUGCCUACUAUAUGCUGGAGGGAGUGCCUCUGUCACCGGAGCAUCAGGUCCCAGGCAUUCCCAAAGCAGCGCAGAAAACCAAAGGCCACACCACCCCGGGCCCGCAGGACAAGAAGCGGCAGCAGCUGGGUCGCCCUCCCCUGGCCAGCGAGGAGGGCUCCCUCUCGGACGACGAGGGCCUGACCCUCAAUCGGCCACCUCCCGACUACCCCCCUCCCCCCCUGCCCAAGGCGGUGGAGGUGGACAUGAUUGACAACCCUUUCUACGCCACCUCGAAGGAGCUCCAGAGGCAGAAGUCGGCGCCAGCCAAGGAGGAAGCCAUCCCGAGGAACCUCGGCGGCAAACACCGGACCCCCACAGACCCCCUGGAAACCAAAGCCCCCUUUCCGCCCAAACCCCACCCCAAGGGCCAGCUGUCCCCUGGCACUGGGCAGCUGCUGCCCCCGUACAUGGCCAACCACUGCAGCCCUGCCUACCAGGGUGCUGUCGACGAUCGCUCCUACUCUGCCCUGCAGAUGGCCAAGAGCCUCAGCGAGGUGGACUACCAGCCGGGCAAGGCUGACGCCAUGCUGAGGAACCCUCCACUGCCAGUGAAAGGGCAGCCUCCCCGAGGGCUUCUCCCUGACUAUAGUCGCCCCACCACCUUCCCCCCACGCUCAAUCAGGGAGAGCAUCGAGGAAGACAUGGCCGAAGAGGCCUCGUGCCAAGCGAGCAGCACCAGUUCCAGUCUGUCACAUGACUCCAGCGUCGGUAACUGGUUACGUCGCCUGGGCUUGGAGAGGUAUGAAGAGGGGCUGAUCCACAACGGCUGGGAUGACCUGGAAUUCCUGAGUGACAUUACAAAAGAGGACCUGGAGGAAGCUGGAGUGACCGAUGUCACUCACAAGAACAUCCUGUUGGAGAGUUUGCAACAAAUGGGAAAGUAACUAGCAGCCGGGACUCUUUCUUAAUAUUUUUUUAAAAAGUGCCUUAAGGGAGAUUUUAUUUUAACAAUAGUUUCUAAAACUCCUGAAGAAACAUUGUAAAGGAUAAACUUAAAUACAACUGACUGUCCAAGUGAGGAGGGCUUUUGCCGCCCAAGCACUGAUUCUAGGACUAACCAUACUGCAGAGUGCAGAACCUGCCGGCUCUGUUCUGUUAUUCCAUCCUUCUUACCCGCAGCAGGGUGUGUGAUCACUCCGGGCUUCUGCCAUUUUGUUUGUGAGAGGUGGGGAGCAACUGUCUGUGCAGAAUCAGCAAUGGUGAUCCUCCCAGUAACCCACAGAUUUGGUAGGUUGUAGUUGAACCACAGGACCCCCUCACAGUGCCCAGGGUUAACGUGGCAUCUUCCAAAGUUCUGGGGAAUUGUCUUCAGGCUGAAGGACUCAUCAUGUGAGGAGUUCUACUGCACCCACAAACAUGCCGUCCAUUCACAGUUACUGUACGUGUGUGUGUGUGUGUGUGUGUGUGUGUUAGAACAGAGUGAGCCAGGGAGUCAGGGGUGCAGUCUUUGACGUUUGGGACCAAGCUGUUUUGACUGCAUGAUCCUGUUUUAAAUCCCACAGGGAGCUGCUGUUACAGAGUUGGCUGGGAAGGGGGAAGAGGGCCACACCAUGUAUCACAAGCUGGGUGGAUGUGGCAUUGACCUUCUGACUUGGGUUAACACUGUGGAGAGAGCUCCUGGGACUGUCCUCCCUUCUCCCCCCCUUUGCGGGCACUAGUGUUAGCCAGCUCAGUCCUGCCGUACUCCAGCAGAGUGCUGCCUCCCCCAGGGUGGGUGGAAGUGGGGGCUGCACCUGUCGCUCUGCUUAACCUGUGGGGCAGGUUCCAGUCGGCCACACCUGCUGGCCAGGUGUGUGGGCCGUCUCCGCAGAGUCUGAUGGAUGUGGGUCUGCUGUGUAAAAUCACCGUUCUCGUUCAGCUGUGGGGUCAGUCCAGAUGUUGCUUGGACGGUGUGGAGGGAGCUUUGCACUGCAUCUACCUUGUGAUUGGUACCAGAAUGGGAAGGAGAGCCACGGUUUCCAAAAGUGCUUAACAUGGCUCACUGAGGAACUGUUGUGCUCCUAGUGUGUGUACUAGCAAGGUGACCAACUGUGAGCUCACUUAAAACUAUCCCCAAAACAUCUUGGUGUUUUGUAUCCUGUGCCCUUGGUAGCAAUGUCGUUAAGGCUUCUGUAAAUUACAGGACUUCGCAAUUUAGAAAUUUAACCAGGAAAAUAAAGCCAUCUUCCUUAAAAUACAUCUGGCUUUGGAGCAGAGGGUCUUAGCUUCCUGAGUCACACAGCUUGUGCUGGCUAUUUUGGUUAAGGCUUUAAACUAUGUGCCUUUUGAAUACACUCCCGGGGAGUCUGUUCUGCUGGUUCCACACCCUGGCACCGUUGUGGGGUUCUCUGAAACUGGGUGGUCCAACUGAGGAGCGAUCAUCAAAGUAACUCGCUGAGAGCGGGCGAUCGGUGUUCAGAGAAUCCUGGAAAAGGCAGCUCAGAUCCUGCCCAAGUAGAAGAGAGCUGUGUUUUAUUUGCCGGGAAUGCCUUAGUGUUGCUCUGAGGUGCAGUUUUGGAAUUGGAGAAGUGCCCAGUGAGGUGUCUCACAGCACAGACUGUGGUGAAUCAAGGGAGACUGCCUCUGUGCUCCCUCCCUCCUUCCCUGCCUCACCCUCGACUCUGAACAACUGCCUGUGCCUCACCCAAGAAACUGACCAAGACCCUGCUGGGAGCCAGGGCGUUUGUUUGACUUGGGGAGGCGGUGUUUCACUGCCCCAUGUGGAGGGGUUUCAGGGGCUGGGAGCAGGUACAAUAACCCAUGGGUUCCUUUGCCUCUCCUUUAAACCAGGCUCCGAGACUACCCUGUGCCUGGCUGCCUGUGACCAGUGUGAUAUUGUUGGUCUGCAUUCAGUACUCCGCCAGAGCCUCAUUGGGGUGGGGGCUUCAUGUUAUUAAACCACCUGCUCCCAAGGUUGAUUAGCAUAGCGUUAAGGUGGUCCUGACCACCAUCUCACUGCCAGAACUCUGCUGCUUAUCAGGUCUGUGCUGUGCCCUCACCACACCUGCUCGGUCACUUUUCCUGAACUGGGAAAACAAAUGUUACCAAGGAUCUGGAACUCAGCAAACCUUCAAAUCUGAACCUUCCCCGUUCCCCAACCCCCUUCCCAGCUAACCCACCAUGGGCAUUAUACUGUAGGGCAGGGGCGAUAAUGUGUCUGAUAAAUGCAGCGGAGCAGAGCCCCUCCCCCUCCCCUCCCCUCUCGCCCCUCGUCCCUCCCUCAAACUACCGUAGGUGGCUGAUUGCAGGUUGGACAGGGUAGUACUGGGGAAAACCUGUGAAUCCACGUUUAGGAAGUAGAGUGUGCGAUCGCCCAUGUCCUCGUCCUCUCCACACCCGGUGAUGCAGCUUCCCCACUGAGGAGUCAAGUGAUGCAGAAUUUAUAAACAGCAGAAUUUCUGAAAAUUUCCAGUGUUUAAUAAAUGGCUCCAAGUAUUUCCUCGGUGAGAUGCUCGAUCUCUGGGAGCUCACUCAUGUAACGAUGGGUCCCUCCUGCUCUGGAAAAGCUGCAUUAAGAACUCGGAGCAAAACGAGGCCACUCGGCCCUCCUGCUUGAUCUGACUAACUCCGCAUGCCCGGUGACCUUUCACCCCCUUGCUCAACAAGGAUCUAUCUACCUCAACCUCAGUGUUCAGAAACUCUGCUUCCAAAGUCCUACCACCCUCUGUGUGAGAGAGGUUCUUCCCUCAUCUCUGCCUUAUCUGGGUGUCUCCUUACUUUUAAACAUCGACUGCUAGUUCUAGAUCCUUCCACAGAAGGAAACAGCCUCUCCAAACCCUCCCUCUCGAGAUCCCUCAGGGUAUUGUUUGAGGUGAUUUUGUCCAUGGAAUAUAGACCGAACAGUACAGCAAAGGAAAAGGCCCUUCAGUCAGACACGAUGCCAAAUUAAACUAAUCCCUUCUGCCUACACAUGAUCUAUAUCCCUCCACUCCCUGCAAAUUCACGUCUCUCGAAAAAGCCUCAUAAACCCCACUAUCGUAUCUGCCUCCACCACCACCCCUGGUAACCCACCGCUCUGUGUGUAUUAAAAAAAAACCUGCCCCACACACCUUUAAACUUACCCCCUCUCCCCUUUAAUGCAUGUCCUCUAGUACUUUCUCACCAGGGUAGAAGUGUCUACCCUCUCUAUGCCCCUCAUUUUAUGUCCAGGAUUUUUCAAAUCGCUUCCCUGCAAACACCGGGGCCAGAGACUGUCCAACUUGUGUCUGUCCUGUCACUGAUUUUGACCCAACCUAUACCUCAGCUGUACUUGUUCCAUAUCCCUAGAUAACCUCAUCCAACAAAAGCACUUCUGGGAGACCUUCAGUGCACCCCCAGCUCUCCCAUCUUUUGAGGCGAGAGUUCUGGAUUUGCACACCUCUCUGUGUGAUUGGAGACCGUAACUGCAGGGUUGAGCACCUGUGAGCAAAUGCUUUGUUGCAUUGCUGUUCCGUGCUGAGAGAGCUGUGACACUGUGUGGUGACGACUGUCCUUCAGUUUGAGAGCAGUGAGUGCAGACAACAUUCUUAAAGUUUAAAAACCCCUGGACAAUUUUAAAUACUCCUUAUGGAAUAAGAUGUGUGAACUGCCAGCCUGUGAAGGGUUGUGUGUGUGUGUGUGUGUGGAGUCUUCACUAUUUGGAUUUUUUUUCGCUUUUACAAUAUCAUAGUUGGAAAGGUUUGUGAAGUUGCUUUAUCUGUGAUAUUUAAUGCAAAUUGUGACAUUUUUAUUUGUGUGCUUUCCCCCAUGUCCCAUCUCAGCCCUCUUCCUCCUGCCACAUGUGCUGGCAGCAGUGGAAGGUCACAGCAGGAAAAAUGAAAGCUGGUGAGGAAGACGCAUGCACACGCGUGUAUAUGCCUGCAUAUUCCUUUCAUUUCACUUAGUUUUGUAUUUUAAAUGAUUUAAUUAUGAUUGUAUAAAACUGUUUAAAAUAAAAGCUUUUAACAACAU
Messenger RNA from Pristis pectinata (smalltooth sawfish), 7989 nucleotides. RefSeq names its product inositol polyphosphate phosphatase-like 1a (gene inppl1a). The record is from RefSeq and is a predicted model, not a curated record. Gene Ontology annotation, biological process: phosphatidylinositol dephosphorylation. Lineage: Eukaryota; Metazoa; Chordata; Chondrichthyes; Rhinopristiformes; Pristidae. Bases 117 to 3965 code for a protein of 1282 amino acids. Gene Ontology annotation, molecular function: protein binding; phosphatase activity. The transcript is spliced from 28 exons.